UGAAUUUCGACAGGGCGGGUAUCAGCACAGGAGCACGCGCGAGUGUUUUCACCGGCACCGACAGUGAAGAGGACAUGCUGCGAGACGACGAGGUUGGGCUUGGAAAUUGACGUACAGCUCGCAAGACAGAUAUAUCAUUCAAUGCGUGGGGAAUGCUCUCGCUUACGGCUGACGCACUCUUACGCACCCUCAAAAGCAACAGCGACCGUCCGUGGCCAGGCUCUCGAAGUCCCCCAUGGCGAUGCUCUGCCAGCUCCCCUUCACCAUCCUCGAGCACAUCGGCCUCGAAGUUGCCGUUAUCGACCCGCUAGGCCCUCCCAAUGACCUCGUUUCCCUCCUUUGCACUUGCAGACACAUUUACAACUCACUCUCUUUCGAUGACAACCGCCACCUCUAUGCUCGCAUCUUCCGGUCGAUGUUCGACACCCGUGCAGUGGCCAGACGCUUUGGCAACCGUUGCAGCCGCCUCAACAACGUCGCACAGCAGCUCAAGGUUUAUUGCGCAACCCUUCGGCGUAUACGUAGGGGCGACACCGCGGCCGACUCUAAGGUGAUCAUGGCCGACCUGUGGACGGUGCUGCUCAUGAUGCUCGAGAACGACGGCAAGAACGAAGCCCAGCUCGAGUGGGCCGGCUUGAAGGAUUUUGUCGAUCGAUUCGUGCGCACGAGGCUGUACGACAACAGCGACCAGACGUCCGGGUGGCCACCAGAGAGUGAACUGAAUGCACUUGCGCUGUGGUUGAUGUGGUUGACAACAGACGAAGUCACUCUCCGGGAAGAGACCGCCGAGGCCCGCAGACAACUGAUGGAACUCGUCAGACCUUACGUCGUGCUCCCUAUUCGUUAUCCAGCGUUCUGGCAGCCUGACUAUCACUUUGAGUUUCCCAUCCCUGACGGCCGUCCACUGUACCACGCCAUAACCCCCCACGGUUUUUACCCACCGUACCGCAAUCCAGAGCAACUCGGACACAUGCAUCAACACCAUGGUCUCCGAUUCCGAGCCUCUGUCCCUCCCAUUUCCAUUGCUGCAAAGCUGCUAUACUUCGCUCGCUCGGAGGCAACGCCCUUCCAAGUCCCCAACACCCUUCCUGCCAAUCGCGAAGAAGCUCUCGCGCGGGGCAUAACGCACACUAUGCCCACGCAGGAGGACUACCGGCGGUUCAACGAGCACAAGGCAGCGGCACCGAUCAAGCCGGCGUCAUGGGACUGGUACAGCUCGUUGAACGACGGCGAUGCGCGGCAGGAGGACGACGGCGUGUGGAAGAAGACGCUUAAGUCGAAGAGCGCAAAGUGGGACCACGAUUGGUACAGGAUGCUAUACUGCUUCGAUCCGUGGUACGUUUCGGAGAUUAAAUCCCUUCUGUAUAUGAAGGGCACGCUCGAUGGGGACUGGAUGGGCCGGAUGCUGUUGCCCGAAAGUCGCCAAUACUGGGACAUCUACAUGGGCUCCACCUUCGAGCCCCAGAAACCAACGAUGACCACUGUACCUAUCUCGUUCCGUCUACGUGAAUACCAUAGCGUCAGUCCCAAGACCCCAAUACAGAGGGGUGGGCCGCCAAAGGAACAGCCUGAGGAUCUCUUCAACGACGGCAUAAUGCGUGCGUGGGUUCCGGACGGGUGGGAGCUCCGCGAGAUGAGCGGCAGUGUACGCCCACACGAUGCAAAUGGGCUGCAGAUCCGCGGUUGUGAGUACGCUCGGUGGCAAGAAGGCCAGGCCAGUGGACACAAUCCGACGACGUGUAAGAUGUGCAUCAAAAGGGACGAAGAGGCACGGCGAGCAGAGAGUGCGAGGGAGAAGAAGCGUAAAAGCCCAAGCGACAUGGACGACAGCGGGGACGGCGGCAUGCCCACAGAGGACGACGCUGAAGAUCGAGGCGAAGGCAGGGCUCGCCCCAAACGUGCUCGAGCUCGGAGCCCGUCUGCACGCCGGAACGAGCCUGUCGCCGUCGAGCCCGUCACCGCCGCGGAUGCCGACGCAGGACCUGCCGAUCUUGCAGGAGGCAUCGACAUAUCGGGCGCACAGAUACAAGGGCAUCGUGCAGAGCUGCAGGACAUCGUUGGCCCCAGCGUCCUGGUCGACGAUCUGAUCGACGCUGAGAUGAAGGACUCCGCUGCGUCUGUGCCAUGUGACGGGGUGCAGGAUAUCAUUCUCGUGGGCGAGACUCUCCCCGAGCACGGCCAGGCGUGGCACCACUACCGCUUCUACGGCAGAGUGCGCAAGUACGACGGGCUCGUCGCCAUCGUCCGCUUCCCCACGUUCAUCCCUGAGCUCGGCACGACCAUCUUCCGCGGAUACCUCAUCGGGAACCAGCACUUCGUCGGUAACUGGCGUGCUGUGACUACCAACUGGAAUGCGACACCGCUCGAAGGCCCGUUCAUUGUGAGCCGUGCAAGCGACACCGAGUAAUGCUCACCAAGACUACAUACCCGUGUGGCGCUCUCCCUCGAGUCCGCAUUUUUCUCUGUAUCAUUAGCCGUGUCAGUGAUCUGUCUUGACUACUAAAAACCUGGAUAUGUCUCUCACCUCUACGUCCCCAUCUUACGUCUCACAUAUGAAGGGCUAGAUCCGGACAGCACACCUCGAACACUCUGGACACUCGUUUGCAAGAGCGUUCCCCUUCCGAAACUAAGCACACGCUUGCUCGAGAGCCCAGUAGCAGCUAUGUUAUAUCGCAUCUAUUAGUGUCUUCUCAUGUUUUCUCGCAGAUCGAGGCUCGGUAUCGUAGUAUUGUGUUGUUUGCUUUGUCUUGCUUUCGCUAUGCGCAACUGUGCAGAUGUAUUAGUAGUAAGUCAACGUCGUUAGACUUAAUAUUUGUAUUUGUCC
Messenger RNA from Phanerochaete carnosa HHB-10118-sp, 2824 nucleotides. RefSeq lists its product as uncharacterized. NCBI's taxonomy places the organism in Eukaryota, Fungi, Basidiomycota, Agaricomycetes, Polyporales, Phanerochaetaceae. The transcript has 4 exons. Bases 236 to 2407 code for a protein of 723 amino acids. The record is from RefSeq and is a predicted model, not a curated record.